UCUAUGUUGCGAUAGCUCCAACUUAUUUGUUAGCUUUAAGUAACAGCUUACAUACAAUAUCUCACUAAAUCGAAUUACAAUAGCAACAAUGCAGGGCCGCUCUCAAAGGAGCGAAAGGCCCUCAACGGCAUCCAGCACCCGCUCCGGUGCUGCUGCCCGAUCUGGUAUUCGACAACCUACCAACAGAGCUUCAUCGCUUCGAAACCAAGCACUUCAUCAUCAUACUGCCGUUGCCGGAAGAAUCCCCAGGAAUGCGGCGCCUUCACCAGCGCCGUCGCUGGCAUCUUCCGCCACCUUAGGCGCCAAGCGCAAGGAGCGCGAUUACGAGAUAGAGGCAACCACGGAGACAAAUAUCGACGUAGUUGUCAGAUGUCGAGGACGCAAUGACCGAGAAGUACAAGAGAACAGUGCCGUCGUUGUCUCCACCGAGGGUGUGAAGGGGAAAUUAGUCGAAUUAUCCAUGGGGCCAAGUGCCUUGAGCAACAAAACAUAUAACUUUGACCGUGUCUUCUCUCAAGCCGCCGACCAGAGUGUGCUAUAUGACGAUGUUGUCAAGCCUAUUCUCGAAGAGAUGCUUAGCGGAUACAAUUGCACCAUAUUUGCCUAUGGCCAAACCGGUACUGGUAAAACAUACACCAUGUCUGGUGAUAUGAAUACUACUUUAGGCCUGCUCUCUGAUGAUGCCGGAAUCAUUCCUCGAGUCUUGCAAUCUCUCUUUCACAAGCUAGAUGCUGAAAAUACCGACAGCUUUGUCAAAUGCUCGUUUAUCGAACUCUACAAUGAGGAACUUCGCGAUCUCAUUUCCGUCGAAGAAAACGCCAAGUUAAAGAUAUUUGAUGACGCGUCCCGGAGAGGUCACGCGACUACCGUCGUCCAAGGCAUGCAGGAGACGCAUAUCAGGAACGCGGCGGAGGGUAUCAAACUACUGCAAGACGGCAGUCUAAAAAGACAAGUUGCCGCUACUAAAUGCAAUGACCUCAGUAGUCGAAGCCAUACCGUGUUUACCAUCACGGCGUGCGUAAAACAGACUGAAGGCGAUGCGGAGUACGUCAGUGCUGGAAAGCUGAAUCUAGUGGAUCUUGCUGGCAGCGAGAACAUACAGCGCUCUGGGGCUGAGAACAAGAGAGCUGCCGAGGCCGGCCUGAUAAACAAAAGUUUGCUUACUCUCGGGCGUGUUAUCAACGCGCUUGUUGAACGCAGCUCACAUAUUCCCUACAGAGAAUCUAAAUUAACGAGGCUACUACAAGACUCUUUAGGCGGUCGCACGAAGACCUGCAUCAUCGCUACUAUUUCGCCAGCGAAGAGCAAUCUCGAAGAAACCAUAUCCACUCUCGACUACGCCUUUAGAGCGAAGAACAUCCGGAACAAACCUCAGGUCAAUCAGCGAAUUAACAAAGAAACUCUUCUCAGGGAAUUUACCAACGAGAUCGAACGACUGAGAAGCGAGCUGAUCGCGACCCGUCAACGAAACGGUGUCUAUCUGGCAAAUGAGAGAUAUGAACAAAUGACUGCGGAGAGCGAAUCACGUAGGAUCCGAAAUGAGGAGCAGGCUGCCAAGAUCGAAUCCCUCGAGUCUAACCUAAGAAACAAAGUCCAAGAACUACUUUCCUUAACUUCCAGUUUCAUGGGUCUGAAGGAGGAUAACGAAGCUACGAAGGCCCAGCUUGAUGAAACUCAGGGUGUUCUCGACCAGACCGAGUUGGUGCUUGAAGCAACCCGCAAGAGUCUCGCGGAAGAAAGACACUUACGCAAGGCACACCAGAAGACUGAGGAGCAGAUGCAGGUAAUUGGCGGCGAACUCAUCACUACGAUCCAUAAGACUAUCAAGGAUGUGGGUGGUCUACACGCCAAAAAUAAAAGAAAGUCGGAUAUACAGUCGUUGAAUCGGACAAACUGGAAAACAGCUCAAAGCGAGGUGUCGGAUGUGACUUCGCUCGUGGAAGGCCGUGUGGAAGAAUUCCGCAAUGAGCAGCAGCAACAUAUUUCGAGUAUCUCAACGCGAAUGCAAUCAUUCGUGCAGGAAGAGCUGCAAAAACUCUCCACCACUCAAUCAUUCCUCGACCAGAACCUAGAGCUCUACACCCAGUCUAAGAGAGAGCUGAUGGAACAGAAAGAGAAGUCCAAAGAAGAAAUGGACGAAGUACUUGAAGAGAUCAAGGAAGUGCGAGACUACAUCAAAGAGAAGGUGGGCGAGAGCCUUCAGGCUAUUGCGACGGCAGCCGAAAGAAUAGCUCAGGAUGUCCUCAGCGAACUGGGUAUUUUUCAUAAUCAGUUGCAUACAUCGUACUCUUCUCUCGGUAAAGAUUUCAAGACCAUUUUCGAAGAUUUAUUGAGGCAUAUAACCUCUCAAAGGGAAGAAUCCGAUAGUCUCAGGGAACAGCUUCGCCAAGCAAGCAACACGAUCAUCCAGUCAAAUGCUUCUAUCUCGUCACAACUACAAGAAGCCGUAAACGAAGAGCGCCGGCAAGCGGCCGAGGAACGACAGAAUCUCCUAGCGCAGAUUACGGCUCUCAUCAAUUCCCAAGCUGAAAUUCAGGAAUCGCGUCUAGCGAGCAAGGCUGUUUCUAUUCACCAGAGCGUGCAGGAGAAUAGUGCUACACUGGAAAGGAGCAUGGCGGAAUACUCUCAGGGAGUGGAUAAUUGGAACAAGAAAGAGGAUCAACUUCUUGAUGAAGUUGCCAAUUCUCGAGAAAUAUUGAAGACUAAGCUCAAAGAUGAUUGGGCAAUUGCCAAUAAGCAUAGCACUUCAAUCCAGGACACAACCGAGUCAGUACACGCCGAGACUGUGCGGGUUGUGGAUGAACAAAUGAAGGAUCUUCAAGAGCAGAUGACUACCCUAGACGAUUUCGUUUCUCGAGCCCGAGAGCAAAACGCCCUACACCACGAUCAACAUGUCGAUUCAGUAGAGGGCUUAUCUAGUACUAUCGAAGAUUCAUACGCAAAUAUCGCCGAUCACUUCAAGAGCACUUAUUCUAGGGUUCAAGACCUUGGCUCAGAAAUGGAGAUUGAUGUCGUCAACGCGCAAAACUCUUUGGAGCCCCUUUCAGAAAAACUCUGCCAACCUCUCGCCGAUCUUCGAGAAGAUAUUAAUAACACGAUGCUCCAAGAAUAUCAGCCAACUGGGGAUACACCACGAAAAACGACGUAUGAAUAUCCCACAGAGCUUCCACAUACCAAGCCACAUGAGGCACUUCUUAGAGAGUUAAAUGGCGAGCCAUCGCCCAGUAAAGCUAAGGUCUUUUCCGACUCGGACCCGACUUUAUCAGAAAAUCGAUCGCCGUCUAGGCCUUUUUCGUCAGAGAACACGUUCCCACUUUCAGAACGCGAUCAUAACCCCUUAUCAAUGAGUUUACGAGAGGUGCAUCCUAACCUAAACCUUAAUGCGAUAGGCGCGAGCGGUUUUGACGCUCACGCCAACGCCACAGUUCAUGGGCUUGGAGCUAACGUCGGCUCAGAGAUGAUGAACGCACCCGCAAAGGCAGACGGAGAUUUAACGAUGCCAGUGUUUAAGAGGAGCAGGACGACACGAUCGUCAAGGGCGAGCAAGCUCUCGAUGCCCGCCGAAGGGCGUGAAAAUAUACCCCUCCUCUCAUCGAUGAUACCCGGAGGUGGUAGAGAGGUCUUUUCCCAGAGUAUCUCUAGAAGGAAGAGCCCAAGGCUAAAUUAAACAGCCUCAUUCAGAGAGAUGUCUUUUGCAGAGGACGUUGCCAGUUCAAUUUCAAAGUGAUUGUUGUCUAACUUACUGGAGUUUUAUGGGGGCAGCGGCGAGAUGAGUAUCUGCAUAUUUAUUUGUUUUUAGGAACGAAAGGGAACAAUGGCUUGAUACCUUCUCCUUGAAGCUUUUCUCCUGUCUUGGUUGAUCAAUGUGGCCAGUAUAUUAGAUACCCCAGACUCUUGACUGCUUGUUGAAAAUAGGAACAGGAUAAUAUCUUUAUUCUCACCUUAGGUGCUUUUUGUCCGAACCAGUGCUAGUUCGUUAAUGUUGUGGUUCUUUCCACGCACGGCUCUAUACGACGCUAUUCCUUGCCGUAUACUCCUUAGUUAAUAGUGGCUCUGCCUUAGAAAUGCUUCAUGGCAUUUCUACGAAAGUAUCUUGAAUUGAGAACAUGUCUUGGCACAUUUUUGGUUUUGCCAUCCCAUACUUACCUCUAGCCAUUGUCAGACUGAUGCCGAACCGUUCAUCAAUUCAGACAGGUUUGCCGACUAUACAUGUCGGCAACUAUACUUAGAAACUAUACCUAUCAGCAACUACAGCUUUUGGUCGCUAUCUUGUUAGCAACUAUACUUGUUGAUAGUCAUACUUGCCGGCAACUAUACUAAUUGGCAACUACCAUAUUCACUUCACUAGCAAUAACUAUACUCACCGGCGAUG
Molecule: messenger RNA, 4372 nt
Organism: Daldinia caldariorum
Lineage: Eukaryota; Fungi; Ascomycota; Sordariomycetes; Xylariales; Hypoxylaceae
Product: kinesin-domain-containing protein
Exons: 3
Coding region: 89-3667 (1192 amino acids)
Biological process (GO): microtubule-based movement; mitotic spindle assembly
Cellular component (GO): spindle microtubule; nucleus
Molecular function (GO): plus-end-directed microtubule motor activity; ATP binding; microtubule binding
Source: RefSeq, a predicted model, not a curated record